ACGUCCUCCGCGUCCCGACGUCGUCGACUGUGAGCAGUCUGCGGUGGAGGGGGGAGCCUCGACAUGAGGACCUGAGUUGUCGGCGGGCGCGGAAGAGAGAGAGAGAGAGCAUGGGAGAGGGCGGGGGGAAGUGGUAGGGACGAGGCAAGGACCUGCGGGAGGAGGUGAAGAAGAAGGUAGCGAGGAGGAGACCCCAUGGCGCGCACCUGAGCAGGCAGCGCGUGGCGGACCAUGGAGCUGUCGGUGCUGAGGGCCGGACAGCCGGAGGACCCGCCUCCAGCCGCCGCCGCCGCCCCCGCCGCCCCCGCAGCCUGCCCCCAGCCGCCCCACGCGCAGGCAGUGCUGGACGACGGCUACGGCUCUUCCAACAGCUCGCCGCACAGUUCAGAAGACCUGCAGGUGCAGCUGGAGGAGGACGAGAAGGGCUACGAGGCGCUGGUGGUGCCGGACGCCGCCCCCGGGGGCCUGGACGCCGCCGCCGCCGCCCCCGCCGCCCCCGACGGCCGCGAGACGUGGGGCCGCAACGCCGACUUCCUGCUGUCCAUCAUCGGCUUCGCCGUCGACCUGGCCAACGUGUGGCGCUUCCCCUACCUCUGCUACCGCAACGGCGGAGGUGCGUUCCUAAUUCCGUACACGUUGAUGCUGGUGUUCGGAGCCGUUCCUCUGUUCUACAUGGAGCUCAUUCUCGGCCAGUACAACCGGCAGGGGCCUAUCAGCGUCUGGAGGAUAUGUCCCCUGUUCAAAGGGGUGGGCUUCUGCGCCGUGCUGGUCGCCUUCUACGUGUCCUUCUACUACAACGUCAUCAUCGGCUGGGCGCUGUACUUCCUGGUGGCCAGCGCCGCGCCGGAGCUGCCCUGGCUGCACUGCAACAACUCCUGGAACACCGAGUGGUGCUGGGAGGCGAGCCCCGCUACCACCAACACCACCAGUACCACCAACACCACCGCCGGCCGCAACACACACUCGCCCGCCUCCGAGUACUUCCACCGCGCGGUGCUGGAGAUGCAGUGGAGUAGCGGUCUGCACGAGAUGGGCUACCCCAAGUGGCAGCUCAUGCUGUGUCUACUGCUCGUCUACAGCAUGCUGUACCUGUCUCUCUUCAAGGGCGUCAAGUCCUCGGGCAAGGUGGUGUGGGUGACGGCGACGCUGCCCUACGUGGUGCUGACCAUCCUGCUGGCGAGAGGGCUGAUGCUGCCCGGAGCGCUGACCGGCAUCUCGUACUACCUCAGCCCGGAGUUGUCCAGGCUCGCCGACACGCAGGUGUGGGUGGAUGCUGCGGUCCAGAUCUUCUACUCCGUCGGCGCCGGGUUCGGCGUCCACCUGUCGUACGCCAGCUACAACACGUUCCACAACAACUGCCUCAGGGACUGCCUGGUGACGACUGCCGUGAACUGCUUCACCAGCUUCUUCUCGGGCUUCGUGAUCUUCACGUACCUGGGCUUCAUGUCGCACAAGCAGGGCAUCCCCAUCAGCCUGGUGGCCACCGAGGGUCCCGGCCUAGUCUUCCAGGUGUACCCCGAGGCCGUGGCCACACUCCCCGGCUCGCACUUCUGGUCCAUGCUCUUCUUCUUCAUGCUCAUCAUGCUGGGUCUGGACAGCGCGAUGGGCGGCAUGGAGUGCGUGAUCACGGGGCUCAUGGACGAGUUCCAGGCCUUCUUCAAGGGCCAGCGGUUCGCGCGCGAGCUGUUCACGCUGGGCGCCGCCGCCGUGUCCUUCUCCGUGGCGCUCGUCAACGUCACCCCGGGAGGCAUCUACAUGUUCCACUUGUUCGACACGUAUUCUGCUGGGAUCUCACUGCUGUGUUCCGCCCUGUUCGAAGCCAUCGCUGUGUCGUGGUUUUACGGUCUGGAAAGGUUUUCGCAGGACGUGAAGGACAUGCUGGGCUCGAAGCCGGGACUCUACUGGAGAGUGUGCUGGAAGUUCGUCAGCCCGUCCUUCAUCAUAGGCGUGGUCAUGUUCGGCCUGCUGUACCACCAGCCGCUGCAGUACAACGACUACAGCUACCCCGGCUGGGCGGAGUGGGUGGGGUGGGGGCUGGCUCUCUCCUCCAUCUCCAUGAUCCCGCUGGUGGCCGCGAUCCAGCUGCUGAAGACCCCGGGCACCUUCAGGGAGAGGAUAGCCAUCAAUAUCACUCCCGAGGAAGAGCAAGAGAGUGUGCGGCAGACGCGAGUGGUGUCUCGUUUUCGCUGUAGACACUGGCUGUACGUGUGAACCACACUUGCAAGGCGUUGUUCUGCUGCCCUCCGUGAGAACAGUCAGCUUGGUGGUGUCUGCAUAGCAUUUACUUACAAACUCAAGAGUAAGAAGAGUUUUUUUUUUAUUGUGGGAGGAAUAAAAUGCUGUUUUAAGAAAGAAGAAUAGAUUAUUUUCGAUUGUAUUUUAUUCAUCCACAUAUUUAAGGCUUCCUGCAAAAGAUUUUCCAGUGAAAUCCACCCCGUAAUGAAUGACUCACAGUAUGUAGCCGAUGUCGAGAAAGUAAUGUGCGUUUAAUUUUCUAAGACUAUCGAGUUCCUGUUAGAGAGCAGUGUUCAUAUUCACGAAUAAUGUUGAAUUUAAAAUUUUGGUCACAUUAGAAUCAAUAUUUCAGAUUCAAUACACGUUUAGGGAUAAUUAUCUCACGUUCGUUCAACACUGAAGUUGAUUUUUGAUUCUUUUUUAAAACUGUGUAAACAAUAUAUUUUAUAUGUGUUUUGUAAAAAUCAAACUAUUAAGUUAUUUUAGUUUUAAAUAGUAUAAUUAUUUUAGUUUUGUAUAUUUUUAAUAACAUGUUAAGAAAAUUUCAAUGUGUUGACUUGUGUAAUGUCGAAAUAAUUGUGCUUAUUCAGACAGAAAUCUGCGCCUCAUAACCACAAAUCCAAUGAUAGUACUGUAAAUGGGGACGAAUAAACGAAUAUAAUAUAAUUUAUUAGAGACAAAAAAUGUUUAUUUUACAUUUUCGUAUAAGUAUAGAACUAUUCUUGUACUUCCAUUCUGGAAAUUCGAUCUAGGAUUUCGAAAUGCCUGUUCACAUUUCACAUGUGUUUUGGACUUAUUGUGCAACGUAUAGAAAGAUAAAGUAAUGUUUAGAAAACCAAAAUCAUUGUUUCAAGGAAAUGGAUAGGUUUUUGUACGUAUCUGACACACAUAACUCCUAGAAACAUAUAUCUAUGGCACGUAAAAGUGGUGUCCAUAAGUAUGGAGACUUUAUUAUAAACAUUUUGUAGACUAACAAAUAUGCUAUCUAAUUUUUUUAACGUAACUCUUGCACAGUCCGUGCUUGGGAAAUCCUGUCUCGUUUUCAUUUUUGAGCCACUUAAGUUCCGACUACUUAAAAAUUACAUUUAAAAGUCAUAGUUUGCUCAAUUAGGUAUACCUAUAUCGUUACCAUUUUUUUAACUUAAAAAUAGUAAUUGUAAAUGUAUUUUAUUUACUUAUGUACACUAUCGCAAGCGAAAAAAGUAUUCUAUGCCUAAAUAAUUAUCAGACUUUUAAUAUGGCAAUCAUAAAAAAAUUAAUGUGCAAAAAAAUAUUUAUUGCUUGCAAAUAUGAAUGUGCUUGAAAUAAGCUUAUAUAAAAUACAUAGGUGUUAUAUAAUAAGUAAUAAAAACCUUUUGAGCUGGUUUCAGAAGGAAUUUUUUUUUAGAUGUCCGUCGUUUGAAUUUAAUCAAAUAACAAAUUUAUUAUAAAUGUCAGUGUGCAUAAAUGUUUGCUUUAAUACAUCUCGUGACUUUAAAAACAAGCAAAGAAAGUAAUAAAGAGUGUACUAUUUAAGAAUUGUUAAACGUUAUUCUUGAAAAUUAUAUGAAAAUAUUUAUGACUACUCGUUGAUACAGCUUAGUUCCAAGCUUCUAGGAAAACAUUUUGAAACAGCUGAACAGUUAAAAAUUCAUGGAUAUAUAGCUGAUAUCCGACGACGCACAUGUGUGCCCCUAACAGUAUUAUGUGUUCAAUGUAAUAAUGUGUCAUUAGUGUCAAUUAUUGUAAUAAGAAAAUAAAAGUAAACAAAUC
Molecule: messenger RNA, 3987 nt
Organism: Bacillus rossius redtenbacheri
Lineage: Eukaryota; Metazoa; Arthropoda; Insecta; Phasmatodea; Bacillidae
Product: sodium-dependent noradrenaline transporter-like
Exons: 14
Coding region: 232-2211 (659 amino acids)
Biological process (GO): dopamine uptake involved in synaptic transmission; sodium ion transmembrane transport
Cellular component (GO): neuronal cell body membrane; presynaptic membrane; plasma membrane
Molecular function (GO): dopamine:sodium symporter activity
Source: RefSeq, a predicted model, not a curated record